CGCACGGAGCUCAGUGGGAGCGAAUGGAGCAGCGCGGAGCGCGGAGCCUCCCGACAUCAUCAUUCCGGCAUCAUCCUCCUCGCAUCCCGGCCUCGAGACGUCGCCUCGCGCUUCUUUUCGGCUCUCUCCCUUUUUCCUCUUUUAUUUAUUUUUGCUGCUUUUCUUUUCUUUUUUUCUUUUUUGCCCCCUCCCCCCCGCCCCCCCAGCCUUUUGUCCCGCUCGCUGGAGAUAAAGUGAUGGGACCGUCGGAACCCCUCCGUGCGCCGCCGGUUCUGCGGGGUCUGCGGGAUUCACAAUGACAGAGUGCGGGGUCCGAGGAGGGGGACGCUGCUCCAGCCCGCUGGAUCAGUGAGUACACGAGGGGGACCAUGUCUCCAACUGCUGCAUGAGACACCUCGAACGGGGGGAGGGGGGGGCAAGGGAGCGCAUCCCCGGACCGCAGGGACAUGCUGUCCACCGAGGACCGCUCCGACGAUGACUUGAUUCGCCGUUCGAACAUGAUCCAGGUGGAGGCGGCGCGCGCUGCGCCUUUCUGACGCCUCCCCAGGUUUUUUAUUUUUACAAGUUUUGUCAUGAUUUUUUAUUCUUCGUCUUGCAUGCGCCGGUUAAAACCCUCCGCUCCGAGGGUGUGAAAAGGUCCGCGCUGGAGAUCCGGGCUCCAUCCUUGUAAAGAUGCUGAAGGGCGUCCUGUUGCUCGGCGUCCUCACCGUGUGCAGCCUCCCCAAAGGGACGGAGAGCCGCAGGACGUCCAGGGACCUGUGCAGGAGCCGCUGUCCGUGCGAGGAGAAGGAGAGCAUCCUCAACAUCAACUGCGAGAGCAAGGGAUUUACAACUGUGAGCCUCUUCCAGCCCCCGCAGAACAAGGUGUGCCAGCUGUUCCUCAACGGAAACUUUCUCUCCAAACUGAGCGCGAAUGAUUUCGUCAACUAUGGCAACGUGAGCUCCCUUCAUCUGGGCAAUAACGGGCUGCAGGAGAUCCAGGCAGGGGCUUUUAAUGGACUGAAAAUUUUGAAGCGCCUCCAUCUGAACAAUAACAACCUGGAGAUUGUUAGAGAGGACACCUUCCUCGGGCUGGAAAGUUUGGAGUACCUGCAGGCUGACUAUAACUACAUCAGCACCAUCGAGCCUGGCGCGUUCAGCAAGCUCAACAAGCUCAAGGUACUGAUCCUCAACGACAAUCUGCUGCUCUCGCUGCCCAGCAACGUGUUUCGCUUUGUCCUGCUGACCCAUCUGGACCUGAGGGGGAACCGGCUCAAGUCGCUGCCCUUCGCCGGCGUGCUGGAGCACAUCGGGGGCAUCAUGGAGAUCCAGCUUGAGGAGAACCCGUGGAACUGCACGUGUGACCUGGUCCCCCUGAAAGCGUGGCUGGACACCAUCUCCGUGUUCGUGGGCGACGUUGUGUGCGAGACGCCCUUCAGGCUGCAUGGGAAGGACAUCACGCAGUUGAUAAGGCAGGACCUGUGCCCGAGGAGGAAUGCGGGAGACGCGGGCCCCAGGGUGCCUCAGCAGCACCCGGCGGGGUCCGAUUCCCAACAGCGAGCGCCACCUCUUCCCACCCAGCACACCGGCGUGACCCCAACGCGGGCCCCCAAGGCAUCGCGGCCACCCAGGAUGAGAAAUCGACCCACCCCGCGGGUGACAUCCAACAAAGACAAGCACGUGUUUGGACCCAUCAUGGUUUACCAGACUAGAUCCCCGGUUCCGAUCGCGUGCCCGGAGAUAUGCAUCUGCACUUCCCAAAACCCCGACAGUGGACUGAACAUCAACUGCCAGGAGAGGAAAUUGCACAAUGUAACGGAUCUCCAUCCGAAGCCUUCGUAUCCAAAGAAGCUGCACUUGACAGGUAAUUACUUACAGACCAUAUACAGGACUGAUUUUACAGAGUACAGCACCCUGGAGCUCCUGCACCUCGGAAACAACAGGAUUGCGGUCAUCCAGGACGGGGCCUUUGAAAAUUUGACCAUUUUACGAAGACUCUACCUUAAUGGAAAUUAUAUCGAGAGCCUGUCUCAGUCUUUGUUUGCAGGCCUGCAGAGCCUGCAGUAUUUAUACCUGGAGUACAAUGUUAUCAAAACCAUUCUGCCGCAGACGUUCAACCUUUUGCACAAUCUGCAGCUGCUGUUCCUCAACAACAACCUGCUGAGGUCGCUCCCUGACAACGUGUUCGGGGGCACGAUGCUAACGAGGCUCAACCUCAGGAACAACCACUUCUCUCACCUGCCGGUCAAGGGGGUUCUGGACCAGCUGUCACCCUUCAUCCAGAUCGACCUGCAGGAGAACCCGUGGGAGUGCACGUGCGACAUCGUGCCGCUCAAGGACUGGAUGGAGCAGUCCAGUACAAGCGUGGUGGUCAACGAAAUCACGUGUGACUCCCCUUCCAAACAUGCCGGCUGGCUCCUCAGGUCCUUGCGCAAUGAGGCCAUCUGUCCGGAGACCGAAGAGACCACCGCGACCACCACGUCCACCGCAGCCACCAGCACUGACGCGACCACCAUCCCGGAGACCACCGCCACUGAACCGCAGCCGCAGGUUCACACCGAGGUGCCCCUGUCCGUGCUGAUUCUGGGCCUCCUUGUGGUGUUCAUCCUGUCCGUCUGCUUCGGAGCGGGUCUCUUUGUUUUCGUCCUCAAGCGGCGCAAGGGCAUCGAGAGCGCCCCGUCCAGCGCCAACAACCUGGAUCUAAACUCUUUCCAGGUCCAGUACGGCUCCUACAGCACUGACACGAGCAUGGAGAAAGCAGAGAGCCACGUGUACAACUACAUCCCACCCCCCGUGGGGCAGAUGUGCCAAAACCCCAUAUACAUGCAGAAAGAAACAGACCAGGUGGCUUAUUACAGAAACCUGAAAGAGCUGAGCUUCAGCGCUCUGGACCACAAAAAGGAGGAGCCGUCGAGGAGCCCAGCCUACACCAUCAGCACGGUGGAGUUCAUGGAGAAGCAGCCCUGUGGGACCCGAGAGCAGGAUCUGCUCUACCAGAACAUUGCGGAGAGGGGCAAGGAGCUACCCAGCGCAGGGGGGCUCAGCCUCACUUUCUGCACCCUGCCCAAAAGGCCCCCAGCGCCCCCGCACCAGCCGGACAGGUGGAGUAGAACCGUCCUGUACGGGACCCCGAGGAAGCAUUGGGCCGAGCAGUCCAAAAACGAGCAUCCUCUGCUUCUGGGGAAGAUAAAGAUCGAACCAGACUACCUCGAAGUUCUGGAAAAACAAACUGCAAUGAGCCAAUUGUAAAAAAAAACAAACAAAUAAAUCAAUAAAUAAUAAUGAAAGAAAAAUAUAUUAUUAAAAAAAAAAAAAAAUAAUCACUCCUUCAUUCCAUAAUUUCAUCAAGUAUCUCUGCGGAACCUAAACGUCAUGAGGAGGACCUGUGCGACGCAAGGCUUUUUUCCCCCUAUUUUUAAAAUCCCCUCACCAUCUCUAUAAAAGAAUAAAUGUGCAAACAGUACAAGGUGGUAUAUUGCUUUUCUUCAGUUUUAAAUUAUUUUUGACUACUUGAACCAUCCACACUGUAGCACUGUCACGAGGAUAUGUACAUUAUGCAGCUUUAUGCUUUAUUUUUAUGUUUGAUGUGAUCUCCUAGGGUGGAAAUGGAUGGUUUUGAAAUGACAUUCCUGUACAUAAGACCCAUGAAUUCCAGAAGUGCCUUUUGCACUCCCAACUAUUUUAU
Molecule: messenger RNA, 3664 nt
Organism: Scleropages formosus (Asian bonytongue)
Lineage: Eukaryota; Metazoa; Chordata; Actinopteri; Osteoglossiformes; Osteoglossidae
Gene: slitrk2
Product: SLIT and NTRK-like family, member 2
Exons: 1
Coding region: 673-3228 (851 amino acids)
Biological process (GO): positive regulation of synapse assembly; axonogenesis
Cellular component (GO): glutamatergic synapse
Molecular function (GO): protein binding
Source: RefSeq, a predicted model, not a curated record